CUGAACUUCAAGCACUUUCUGCUGCGGUGGAGGUGGGGGUUAAGGAGGCAGUAGCAAACAACAGCAGACUACGUACUGCGAAGCAGACGAGCUGGUGAAAACGGGGGAAUGUUAUGGAUUACUCUAAUUUGUAAUGAUGAAUAAUGGGCCUAAAUGAUGCAGUUCAAGCACUGAAAAAAGCAGAUGUUCUAAAAGAGAAAGUUAAUAAUUGUCGAGAAUUGCUGAACGAUGGAGAUGCUUGGGUUUGGCAACAACAGUUGCAACGUAUUUAUCAACAAGUUCUCUUACAAGAUUUGGAAUAUGCCCUUGAUUGCAAAGUGGAACAGGAAUUAUGGAACUAUGGGUUCAAAAACUACAUUGGCAUUCUUCAGAAUAUGGUGAAAGACAAAAAGAAUCCCAGGAGAACUGAAUCACAAGCAAUGUUAUCAUGGUGUCUUGAAGCAGCUAGUGGCUUUUACCUGACAUUGCUGCAGGAAAUUUGUGCAGCUUUUGAUCUGGAUCUAUCUUGCCGCAGGAGAGAUUCAGUCUAUGGAAUUAGUGAUAACUACAACAAUGUUCCUAACAGGCUCAUACAGCCUAAUACAACUUCGUGUUCCUACAUUUGUCAGCAUUGUCUAGUUCACCUUGGAGACAUUGCUCGAUAUCGCAACCAGAAUCGUCAGGCAGAAUCAUUUUACAGGCAUGCUGUUCAGCUUUCCCCUCAUUCAGGCCAACCAUACAAUCAGUUGGCUCUCUUAGAUUCCAGUAGAGGAGACCGUCUUGGGACAGUUUUUCACUAUGUCAAAAGUGUAUCAGUGAAACACCCUUUUCCUGCAGCUGCAACAAAUUUAAAGCGAAUGUUUAGUAGGUUUGCUGAAGAUCAGUUGAACUUGGAUGGACGUAGCAAGUUAACAGUUCAAGAAUAUGUUGCCUUGUUUCUCAAAUUUCAUGGGAUGCUGUAUCUUAAUGCAGAUCUCACAGCCUGCAGUCGUACUAUUCGUCUCUUGACUGACACACUGACAGCGCAGGUGGCAACCGAAAGCUUUACAUCUAGAAAGCUAGUUCAGAUGUUGGCUGUCAAUUUAUAUGCCUUGCAUCGUGCUCGGGGUAACAUUUUCCCUGCUGAAAAUGAAAGGCAUUGGGACCAGAGAGAUGAUCUUGCUCCCAAAUUGUCACCUGAUGAGAUACAGGCCAAAAGCCUCCUUUUAGAUCUCAUAGCAGGUUCCCUGUCUGCUCUUUUAUUGCCAGUAUACACUAUCAGAGAGAAUGAGGCUCUUCUUGAAUAUUUUGCUCUUCCUGCAAUUAAACUUACUCUGGACUGGAUUCGUCUCGAGCCUCAUGUACUUAAUAAUCAAGCUUUCUCAUCCCGGUUGCAAAUCUGGCCAAGUUUGUGCAAGUUACUAAAUGGCUUACAGCCUCUUCUCAAUGCUUCAGAUCAGUCAAACAAAGUUUCAUCAAUCCCUCUCCCAGAGGACAGAGAACUUCAUGGCUUUUUGCCACUCACUAAAGCUAUGCAAGAGUUAACGUUCCAUUGCGAAGACUCCAAAAUUGAUACACCUGAAAUAAACCGCUUCCGUGCCUCAAGACUUGUUCAAUUUGGUGUUUGGUUAUCCAAGCAAGAAGAAAAUGCAGUUAUAUCAUCCAGAGAAAUGCAUGACAAGAGCAGAGAAGGCCUGGCCAGUAUUCGGUCUUUUGAGGCUUUAGCAAGUGGCCAAGCCCCGUCAAGUGAGCUGAUUCGAGAACUAGAACAAUUAAGUCUUGGAGUUGGACAGUGUCCUCAGCAACCAUCGCCAUCGCCCUCCGAUGCAGGCAGUUGGGGUGGUAGCAGCACAUCAACACCUGGGGGUGCUGUGAGUCCUCCCCCUGUACCACCUGUGAUAGUAGAACAACUUACAAAAGUGCCAGAAAAGAGAACAGGCAUACUAAAGCCACAAGGGUCUCUUGAGAAAUCUAGAGAAAAAGAAUUUGGUGAAUCCGAGGACAGUGGGCUUACAGUAGGUACUGGUCGCAGAGGUCCUCGUCAGAACAUUGCCAUGCAAACCAUUCUGCGUAAAGGAGUGACUUUGGCUCCAGAGGCUGAUGUGAAGCAGGUUUCUUUUAAAACUCCAUCUCCAACCGCUCUGGAUCGAAACGAUGGAUGGACAAGCCAAAAGUCCGUCCAGUCACAACCUAACUUACCAUCCUCGCCUUUACUUUCACCCACUGCUUCUGCAUCGUUUUCUCAACCACCGCCUCCUCUGCAACAGUUGCAGCAACAGGCCCAAGCGAGAGUUGUACACGUACCCCCACCACCAAUAUUCCCUCUUCCUCCAAUGUCAGUUCCACCUCCAAGCAUUCGCCAAAAUAUGCUUGAUGCUAGUGGCCAUAAUUUUGUUAUUUCUGAAAAUGCUAUGCAAAUGCGUCCACCUUUUGGUGCAUGGCAAGAAGAGGCACUAAUGCCAAAUCUAGUGUCAGAUAGCAACCUCAGAAAUUCUUGGUGGCCUGAACAUGACCAGGGGCCAUCCCAAAGCCGCUCCCAAACAAGGAACCUCCCUGUAAACAUGUACAAUGGUGCUGUGAACUGGGGACCCAUGCCUCCAAAUCAACCACAACCUCAAUACCAGCGACCUCCCCCACAUGUCCAGCAGCCAUUGAGUAAUGGAAUUCAGCAACCACACCACCCUUCCUUGAAUUUGCACAAUUCAACAGUGCAGCAUCAACUUUUCCAACCUCAUUCUGGUUCUAUUCCUAGGCAACAGGAGCCUCAAUUACAUCAGGGUACCCAGGGGUCAUCAAUAAUGUUCCAAAAUCAGCAAUCACAUAGGACUCUCUCAGAAGAUAAAUGUGGAGAUUCUCCCAGUAAUAUUCAAGGUUUCUCUCCAUACUCCCUUUUUAGUACCAAUAACUGGCUAUCUCCAGCAAUAUCACCAGGACGGAGUGGAGUGGAUUCAGAAUCCAGGGAUGGUGUGAACUCUAUCAGGGACAACCCUGACCCAAAUGGAGGCAAUGGAGCAGCCAUAAUGGGAGCACAGUCCCUGUGGUCUGGUCCAGGACCAUCCCCUCUUGAGAGACUGCUAGAACAACAAAAGCAGUUUCGAGAGGGUCCCUCUCCAUCACCUAAGAGUGGGACAUGAACACAUCAGGAGGCAGACACCUUGCUCGCUGGAAGUGAGACUUGGUUGGCUUUUAUCUUUGAAAUUUACUGUAAAGCUCUCUGCUUCAGUUUUCACCAUGGAGCUGUGUGCCCAGUACAUAUUUGUUGUGUUAAACACAUUUUCAGGUAUCCAUGCCCACUUCUUAUCAAAAUCACAAAUAUUGUAUUUGAUGGUGGCCCUUUUGAACUUCGACAUGUUUGGUAGGCUGGAAAAUUUUCAGUCUCUGGUAGUGGCUGCUUCAGUGUUCAUGAAUGAUUUUUUUUCUGACUGAAUUUGCAAUGCUGUGAAAAUACAUUGAAUUUGUUGUGAGAUUGACGUGGGAGCAGCUUAACGUGUGCAGAAGUUACUUUAUUUUUUCAGAUUUUAUUCCUUUGCCAAGACUGAAGGUUUGGGUUUUCUUACUGAUGUUAAAAUGAAGCAAUAGAAUAUUUACUGUGCAGAAUCCACUGCUAGAAUCUACAUACCUUAAAUUUCUACCACCAAAAUAAGGUUUUAUAUCAAUACAUUUUCUGUUAGGCAUCAUUUAAAAGAGAAAAAACCAUGAGUAAUGAGCAAAGGAAAUUGCAGAUUCUAAGUUUGUUGGUAGCAUUUAAUGCUAUGCAACUGAAAAUUAAUUGGUUUAUUGAUUAAUGUCAUCUUAAUUGUUCUUAAGAAUUCAUAUUGUUUUCAACUCUGGUACAAUGCAGGUUUUUGCAUGAUGUAUAUUUAGCAAAGUACUUAAAUUUUUCCAAGACUAAGUGCGUUUAUUUGAUUUCUCUGUUUGUGAUCUGCUGAGUGCAUUUUGUAGGAAUGUUAUGAAACUUAAAAUUUACUUGGGCUAUUUUCAGCCUGUAAAGCAAAUGGUUAUCAUAUCAAAAUGAUAACGACUAGUCAGUCAUUUUAAUUUGACAUGAUCUCGAAGUUGAAGAGAAAAGAUUUCUGUGUUGUAGCAAGACAAACUUAGUGUAUUGAAUGUGAUUAUAAUGCUUUGAAAAGAUGCUGGAUUGUUUUGCUCUUAGAUGUCAUUAGCAAUGAAAAAUUGCACAUCUCUCAGUGUGCUGUUUCAAUUAUUUGAAAAUUUAGAGGAAAUGUGUUUUGAGACAUUAAUUGUCUUAGACAAAGUGUCAGAUGUAAGUUUUGAGUUGUAUUUCAUUUGUGUGUUUUCAAGUGCGACCCCUUCAAUGGGGGAAGUGAAAGUGAAUACUGUAUGUUGAGCAUACUGUGUCGAUGUAGCACUGAAUGCAUUCAUUUUAGUUGAACUGAUCCGUAGCUAAUUAGAGACAAAUUAGCAAAUAACCUAUUCAAAGCACAAUACCAGUAAUUAGUUAAUCUGUUUAAAAAGAAAUGCAUUUAUGGAGAUAAAAUGUUGGGUUUCAUAUUUUAAAUGUUCCAAAAAAAUAAAAUGAAGUUCUUAU
Messenger RNA from Thrips palmi, 4507 nucleotides. RefSeq names its product protein SMG7 (gene Smg6). Gene Ontology annotation, cellular component: telomerase holoenzyme complex. Gene Ontology annotation, biological process: nuclear-transcribed mRNA catabolic process, nonsense-mediated decay. The coding region runs from base 144 to 3092 and encodes 982 amino acids. Gene Ontology annotation, molecular function: telomeric repeat DNA binding; protein binding; telomerase RNA binding. The transcript has 19 exons. The record is from RefSeq and is a predicted model, not a curated record. Lineage: Eukaryota; Metazoa; Arthropoda; Insecta; Thysanoptera; Thripidae.